Lottia gigantea (owl limpet) is the source of this 2447-nucleotide messenger RNA. RefSeq lists its product as hypothetical. Gene Ontology annotation, molecular function: selenium binding; protein binding. The record is from RefSeq and is a predicted model, not a curated record. Bases 53 to 1489 code for a protein of 478 amino acids. Lineage: Eukaryota; Metazoa; Mollusca; Gastropoda; Lottiidae. The transcript is spliced from 11 exons.
GAGACAUAUUGUGUAGUUUGAUAUAACGAGGUUAACCUGAUCACAUUUCACUAUGGCUUGUUGUGGCGGGCCAGGAUAUGCCACUCCAUUGGCAGCUAUGUCAGGACCCAGAGAGAAGAUGGUGUAUAUACCGUGUAUUAUUAAACCAGAUGAAAAAGAGAAACGUUGCGACUAUUUAGCUACAGUUGAUAUAGAUCCUCAAUCUCCAACUUAUUGUAAGGUCAUCCACAGACUAGAGAUGACCUAUCGUGGGGAUGAAAUUCACCACUCUGGGUGGAACGCAUGCUCAAGUUGUUAUGAUGAUAGCAGCAAGUCGAGAAAUCGUUUGAUCUUACCAUGUUUAAAUAGUGAUAGAAUAUAUGUUGUGGAUACAGGCACAGAUCCUAAAGCACCGAAAAUUCACAAGAUUGUCGAACCAAAUGAAAUACAUUCUAAAACUGGAUUAGGUGCACCACAUACUUCACAUUGUUUAGGUUCUGGCCAAAUCAUGAUAAGUUGUAUGGGAGAUCCUGAUGGCAAUAAUAAAGGUGGAUUUCUUCUAUUAGAUGGUGACGACUUUUCUGUAAUUGGCAACUGGGAAAAGGGGGUUAAUGCGUGUUUUGGUUAUGAUUUUUGGUAUCAACCUCUUCAUAAUGUGAUGGUUAGUUCAGAGUGGGGUGCACCGAAGGCAUGGAGAUUAGGUUUCAACCCUGAACAUGUAGAAAAAGGAUUAUAUGGACACUGUAUGCAUGUAUGGGACUGGACUACACAUGAGCAUAUCCAGACGCUGGAUCUUGGAACCGAAGGGUUUUUGCCUUUAGAAAUUAGGUUUCUGCAUGAACCAACAGCCACUGAGGGAUACGUUGGCUGUGCAUUGUCUUCAAAUGUUUUCAGGUUCUAUCGAAACCAAAAAGGUAUAUGGGAAGCCGAGAAAGUAAUCGACGUACCCUCUAAAACAGUUACGGGAUGGGCUCUACCGGAAAUGCCCGGUCUUAUAACCGACAUCCUGCUCUCGCUAGAUGAUAAAUACUUAUAUUUAAGUAACUGGGCACAUGGUGAUAUUAGACAAUAUGAUAUCACUAAUACUCGUAAACCUAAAUUAGUUGGCCAGAUAUUUUUGGGUGGUAGCAUAACAAGAGGUGGUCCAGUCACAGUUACCAAAGAUUCAGAAUUAAAGAAGCAGCCAGAACCUUUGAUCAUCAACAGUAAGGAAUAUAAAGUUAGUCCUCAAAUGUUGCAAUUAAGUUUAGAUGGUAAAAGAUUAUAUGUAACAACAUCAUUAUACAGUGUUUGGGAUCAACAAUUUUAUCCCGAAAUGACCAGAGAUGGGUCCAUAUUACUUCAAAUAGAUGUUGAUACCAUAAAGGGUGGACUAACACUGAAUAGGGACUUUUUGGUAGAUUUUGGUCAAGAGCCUGGUGGUCCAGUACUAGCUCACGAGAUACGUUAUCCUGGUGGUGAUUGCACUUCCGAUAUUUGGCUUCAUAAAACGGCAUCUCACAAACUUUAAGUAUGUUUUAGUAUAGUAUAGUAUAAUCUAAGGAGGUUUAUUAUUAUUAAAACUCUGUGGUAUAAUGAUAUAAUAUAUGAUAUUUAGUAAAAAUUAAAAUGUGUUAAAUUUUCCCACAAGACCAUAAGCUAGACUAAUGAUCUGUGUUUAUUCACGUGCUUUGUGUAAGCAUGUCGUCUGUAGUCUUAGUGUCACGAAACUUUAAUUAACUCUUAUUAUAUUUGUUAAAUUGUUAAUAUUUCAAAGAUAACUUUUAUCUAACAUAAAUUAUUCUAACGGCACUUUUUCAUUUCGUAUAAAAUGAUUUUGUUAAAAUAACAGCUUUAUUACAACAGUACUUGGCUUCUAUUUCUAAACUAUAUUUGGCGAGGUACAAAGCAAUAAGUGCUUCAAAGCAUAGGAAGGGCAUAAUUAGACAAAAAGUUCACUUAACGAUCUUCAGAAGUACAGCGUCCAUUGGUAUAUUGGUAAUAAGUAGUUAUUCCCCUUACAAUAUUACAAUAUCUGACACCAGGACUAUGGCACUUUAUUUUGCUGGAUCAGAUUAUGUUGGACGGAAUCAAGUCUUUCGUAGUUUAGGAAUUUAUUAAGAUUUACAAUGUUCCGCGUUUUGAUCGGUGAGCAUGAAUUGUAACAACAGGUGGGCCAAAAAUCAGGAAUUAAUUGAAAAGCACCACAUUCGCCUUUUUUGAUCGGUUUUAAAAAAUAUUUGUGGUAUAUUUGUAACUGAAGAACCAAAAAUUUAUGGAAGAUAUUUUUUUCUCGCCACGGGAUAAAAUAUUGAUUUUUGUAUCAAAUAUGUUAAAUGGUCAGGAUUUCAAUACUUAUAAAAUAAUUUAAUUCGAAUCAUUGAAUUGUGAUUUUAAAAUUUUUAAAUUUUAUUAUAGCAUUAUUUUAAUCAAACAAAAAACAGAAAGAAACAUUGACCUAAGAAAUUAAAUUAAGCUAUUUAAUAUUC